This is a messenger RNA of Recurvomyces mirabilis, 1203 nucleotides long. RefSeq lists its product as uncharacterized. Bases 1 to 1203 code for a protein of 400 amino acids. The transcript is spliced from 5 exons. The record is from RefSeq and is a predicted model, not a curated record. Lineage: Eukaryota; Fungi; Ascomycota; Dothideomycetes; Mycosphaerellales; Teratosphaeriaceae. Gene Ontology annotation, molecular function: metal ion binding; agmatinase activity.
AUGUUGAGGCUUUUGGCGACUGCUGCUGUGGUGGUGACGGGUGUGAGUGCCCAUGGCUCUCAUAGUGAGAAUCAGGAGCCUUUGGCUGGCCCGCACAAGUCGUUGUGGUAUAACACUCUGCCGGGCGACGGUGGUACUCAGGCCGACUCUGUCUUCUCAGGCAUCUCGACCUUCGGCCGCCUUCCCUACCACCCAUGCCUCGCAAGCGAUGACGUGAAGUACGACAUUGCAUUCAUUGGUGCUCCCUUCGACACUGGCACUUCCUACCGCCCAGGUGCCAGAUUCGGCCCUAAUGGCAUUCGUCAAGGCUCACGCAAAGUGCGCUUUAGUGGAGGCUACAACGUUCCUCUCGAUGCAAACCCGUUCGACAGCUGGGCUACUGUCCUCGACUGUGGUGACAUUCCAGUCACCAGCUACGAUAAUGCCUACGCCAUCCAUCAAAUCGAAGAGGGUCACAAUAGCAUCCUCAUGCGUGAGCCAGCUACCAACGCCAGCGCCCCUGGCCCAUCGAAGAAAGGCAAGACCCUCCCUCGUGUCAUCACACUGGGCGGCGACCACACAAUCACUCUUCCUCUGCUUCGCAGCAUGAAUCGUGCAUAUGGCCCGAUCACGGUCAUCCACUUCGACUCUCACUUGGACACAUGGAAGCCAAAGGUUUUCGGGGGCUCUCCAUCCAAGCAAGCCGCUAUCAACCACGGCACUUACUUCUAUCAUGCUGCUCACGAGGGUCUCUUGAAGAAUGACACCAACAUCCACGCCGGCAUCCGCACAACCCUCAGCGGUCUCUCCGACUACGAAAACGAUGGCUAUGUUGGCUUCCAGAUUGUCGAAGCCCGCGAGAUCGACACAAUCGGCACCGAAGGCAUCAUCAAGAAGAUCCGAGAUCGCGUGGGCACAACCGAGCCUGUCUAUCUCAGUAUCGACAUCGAUACCCUCGACCCUGCCUUUGCGCCUGCUACUGGUACACCAGAGACAGGUGGCUGGAGCACUCGUGAGCUCCGUACCAUCGUGCGUGGUUUGAAGGGCAUCAACUUGGUUGCUGCGGAUAUUGUUGAGGUUGCUCCGGCUUACGACACCAAUGCUGAGCUUACCACUAUGGCGGCUGCUGAUACUUUGUAUGAGGUUAUGACUUUGAUGGUGAUGAAUGGGCCGUUGUCCGAGAUGGUCACGAAGAAGGAGAUUGAGGCGAAGGAGGAUAUGUAG